AUGGACCCGAAUGAGAUGCUCGCCAUUGUAGACAAAUUCAUCGCGGAAGACACAAAUCCUACCGAAAAAGAACUAUUUCAAUCAAGUAGCCAUGAUGACGUACUGCACGACAUCAACGAUAUCCAAUCAUUUCGAGAAUCGACGAAAAACAUGAUGAACAUGAAAAGGAUAGAAUCAUUUCUCACCGGUAUGGAACAUUUCGAGAAGGUGAUGAUUAAGCUUAAGCUCGAUCCACAACAUGUCGUAAAGCUGAUGGCAUGCGUCUGGGGUCCGGUCCGAUUUCUGUUAGAGUUUACGAAUCGCACGGAUCGAGAAUUAGACAGCUUACUAGACGUAUACGAGAAGAUAGGAGAGAAGCUUCCAUUACUGUACGAGAGGAUGUUUCUGGAAUACCCCCAGAAUGUGAAGAAGUCAUGGGAAGAUUUCGAAGAAAAACAAACAGAUGAGAAAACCAAGACGAAGAAGAAAGUUUCGGCUUGGAUAUCGGCCUCAAAGAAGAUGCUGCUGCUUCACAAGAAAUUUCAGGAUGCGCGAAUAUGUUCUGAUACUGGCCGUUGGUUAUUCAAGAGAUACAGCGAAGUCAGGGAUUGGAUGCAUGAAGAUCCGCCACCCAAUUCCGCCCUCUGGCUCCAAGGGAGUAGAGGAUUUGGUAAAACUAUCCUCUCGUCGGUGUUGAUAGACGAGUUGGAAGACUUACGUACCGGGAAGAAGAGAAAAGUGAUUCCGCGAGACAGCAAGAUAUGCUAUUUCUAUUGCGAAGAAGAAGGCACUGAUCAUCGUACUUACCUUGAUAUUCUCAAAGGAGUUUUACAUCAAAUGGUCGAAGUCACCGAAUAUCUUUUGCCUCUGUGCAAGGAAAAUAUCGAUUCAAGCGGAAUUCUAACGGACGUCGCAACGGCAGAAGCUCUCAUCAAGGCUUUUUUUGAGUAUAACACUCGGCAAUACAUCGUCAUUGAUGGCAUAGACGAGUGCGAAAUUAUAGAAACACGUAGAGCCGCAAAAUUCUUCAUGGAGCAGGUUACAUACUGCGACAACAUCAAGCAGGGGCGAUUGAGGGUGCUAUUUAUGAGUCAACAAAUUCCGGAACUAGCCAAAACCGACAUCAUGCCAGAGGGUGAUGCGUGUGUCGAACUCAAGGCGACGGACAAUGCAGAAGACAUCAGAACGUAUGUGAAGAAGAGGAUACCGGAUUUCUCUAAGGAACGAGAGACGGAAAGCGGUUUCAACCUUUCUGAAAGCGACAAACAACAGAUUGAAAGUAUUAUCUGUCGAAGAAGUGAAGAUAUGUUUCUCUAUGCCCAUUUGGCCAUCGAGUAUCUUCUAUCCCAGUUGACGAAAGAGAAGCUUAUAGAGAAAUUAACAGAAGAAAUGGAACCCAAGGAGCUCUCCCAGAUAUAUGAGAAGCUUUUGGGCAUAGUGAGGAGCGAGCUAUUUAAGCUGGGAAAGGGAGACGAUUCUCACUGGAAGAUGGCAACGCAACUUAUAGGCUGGUUGGUCUGCGCAAAACGUCCCCUCAAAUGGCACGAAAUGCAGUCAAUUCUGUCCUAUGACCCCGACCAGCAGAAAGUGGAUUUUGAUAACAAGAUGCUGAGACAGGCUUCCCAUAAAUAUCUUGGGUCUCUGGUACAUGUCCUUGAGGGUGGUCACAUCCGGAUUGUUCAUUCCACAGCACGGAAGUGUCUCAUUCAAAAUGCCCAUAUUAAUGAGCAGGCUGUCUACUGUGAUCUCGCGAUACGCUGCUUGCGAUACCUGACUCUAAUAAGUGCCUCCAAAGCUUAUGACGAGAAUGAGCGGAAAGAAAAAGUAAAGCUUGGCUGGUUUUCUUUUCAAGAUUACGCUUGUUCACAAUGGCACGGCCACAUUAGCACGGUAAUCUCGAAGUGUAGCGGCUUAUUGAAUGGCGACGCUGGUUGCAGUGAGAAAUUUGGUUCCGCAUUACAAGACUUCGUGGACCAAAACCGAGCGGAUCUCGCACAGGAAUAUCAUCUGGACUUUCGAGAUCAAAUGCCAGCCGAUCUCGACGGCUUCUCAACACUUCCGUUCUAUCAAAACCUCUGCAUCUUGUGGAAUCACAUUUAUACUCACCAGAAAAAGGUGUUCGAAGUCCGGAACACUGUGGGUAUUGAGGGAAUUGAGAAGGCUAUGCUCGAGAAUAGAGCCUCACUGGAGGCCAACUUCGCCCCCAAUAAUAUCGCCUACCUCAAGGAUACGAUAUCGGAUUACUAUGGUCCGAAUCUGUUCAAAUGCAAACGCCUCUUGUGCGAUUACUUUCAUGUGGGCUACGAUAAGGAAGAGGAUCGUGAAGCCCACAACGAUCGACACGAUAGACCAUAUCAGUGUUCCUUACGGUGUAAUGCUGCCCCGAUCGGUUUCACUUCAAAGAAGGACUUGGAGAGACAUGUGCGGUUUUACCAUCCUGAACUGAGCGACGGACCAGCUGCAUUUGAGUCGUUGCGUCCCAGAACUGGGGCAAAGGAGUUUCCCUGCAGCCUGUGUGGUAAGAAAUUUACAAGGAAGAUCAACCAGGUCGGCCACGAGAGAAGCCAUUUUGGAGAGCGCCCUUUUAAGUGUACACACAUGGGCUGUGACAAGGCCUUCACGAGAUUAAGCGACUGCCAAAGGCACCAAAAGAUUCAUUCAAGAAUAGUACAAUAG
Trichoderma aggressivum f. europaeum is the source of this 2655-nucleotide messenger RNA. RefSeq lists its product as uncharacterized. NCBI's taxonomy places the organism in Eukaryota, Fungi, Ascomycota, Sordariomycetes, Hypocreales, Hypocreaceae. The transcript is spliced from 7 exons. Bases 1 to 2655 code for a protein of 884 amino acids. The record is from RefSeq and is a predicted model, not a curated record.